CAAGAUGGCUGCGUUUGGGUGUUGUGGCCACUGAGUGCGUGUUGUUGCUUUUAAUCCUCAAUAAUUCUAAUAAUACCCCCAAACAAUCAUCAGAAAACGUCGAGCAUCAUUCACAGCGUCAAAUUAAUUAAUACCCAUUGUGACAGAUUAAUCCCGACGAUCACGUGUGUGACACCUCCUGGCGUGUGUUGUAUACUGGAAAACAAUGCUAAAAACACAUCACCAACAACACGAGUAAAUCACGAAUAUCGAAUACAACCCAGUCGAUAACACUGGAGAAAGACGUCGGAGCGACGGAGGAGGGGGAGAUGUCCGCCGGCACCCAGGGGGAGAUUCGGGUCGGUCCAUCGCACCAGGAGUUGGUUUCUUGCCAGGCCCGUUUGCCUGAGUACCGGCCGGGCGUACCAGCAGCUGAUCUCCAACCCGAUCCUGAAUUUAUUAAGGAAAGAGAGGAAUUAAGAUGGAUACCAGCAAUGUCGUUAGACGGAGAUCUCGUCAUGUACCUGAGGGCUGCACGCUCAAUGGCAGCUUUCGCUGGUAUGUGUGAUGGAGGCUCACCAGACGAUGGUUGCGUUGCAGCAUCCAGAGACGACACAACAAUUAACGCACUCGAUAUUCUUCACGAUUCUGGAUAUGAUCCUGGCAGAGCACUCCAAGCACUCGUCAAGUGUCCAGUACCCAAAGGCAUUGAUAAAAAAUGGUCCGAGGAAGAGACUAAACGCUUCGUCAAAGGACUCCGUCAAUUUGGCAAGAAUUUCUCUCGCAUUCGCAAAGACCUAUUACCGCACAAAGACACACCUGAGCUCGUUGAAUUCUAUUAUCUGUGGAAGAAAACCCCAGGUGCUAACAACAAUCGUCCCCACAGACGUCGCAGACAGGGAUCACUCCGUAGAAUUCGCAAUACCCGUAAUUCACGCGCUGGUACUCCAAAGGAGGAGGCACCAGCCCCCAAAGAAUCAACACCCCCAAACACGACGAGCGCUAAAGAGACGACAAACGAGCCCGAGACACCGCCAGUCGGUGCCUCGGCAAGCUCAAACACAACAACGACUAAUAACAAUAAUAAUCCUGGUGGUGAGGUAAGUUCUGUUACCGAGGACGACAAUUCGGAGGAGGACAGUGAUUCACGCGAUACGAAUACCAAUGGUUCGGCAUUUGAGAGAUCCUGUCAGCACUGUUUUUCAACAACAUCAAAGGAUUAUCAAGUCGCUGGUAAAGAUCGUCUACUUUUGUGCUUAGAAUGUCGUUCGCACUUGAAGAAAACUGGGGAAUUGCCCCCAGCCCAGCCCUAUCUGUUUCGUCCGGUACCAGCCGAAUCACCAGACAGUCCCGGUAGAAUGCGAACGCGUAAUAAAGCUAAAGAGACACCGAGGCCGUCGCGUCCACGUCGUAACGGUGGUACUGAUACACCAGAUCAAGAUAAGCAGGAGAAAGUAGCGUCAACCAAUCAAGCAACCCCAGACAAGAAGAAAAAAACAAAUACACCAGCAAAAGUGGAGACUCCAAAGAAGGGCCAGAAGAGGCCCCAGGAAGAGCCUGAGGAGGAUAAGGAUAAUCAGAAACGUAAGAGGGGAAGUCCUGAUAGCCCGUCUGAGUCACUCACCACUGAUUCUAAUUCAUUGAUGGAUGAGCCCGAAAGGGAGAAUGAAAUAGAGACGAGUGAGCAGCCACCAGUGCCUGUUGUUCAGGAGGAGUCAGCAUCACCUGUUGAGAAUCAGCAGGAGGAGAGAGAGCAAACUGAUACCAUUCCUGUUACAACAGCCCUUCCAAUUACUGUUCCUACGUUACCUAUCAAUGUUCCUGUUAUUCAUACUAUCGAUAAAAAACCAAUGAUCGAUGAUAUGCCGGAAAUUAAGACAGAGCCUGAAGAGACAAGUAUCAAUAUGAAACAGCCACUUCCUUUGAAGUUGGAGCCAGUGCCAAGUGAGCCAGAAAUGUCUCCAGUUAAGGAAGAGCCUAAUGAGCCUGAACAACAGCAACACUUGGUUACCUCCCAAUCAAUGGGAAUAAGUGACUUAUCCCAGAAUAUCCCGAGAAAUUUAUCUCAAUCAUUGAACAAUCCAGUUUUGAUGGCACCUGGAAUGCCCCAGAGCCUUCCACCAGUUUCAAUUCCCCAACCACCCCAACAAAUUCCCCUGAAUAUGCAGUAUCCAGCGCCAGUACCACCAACUCAAAGUGUCCCCCAAAAUCUAUCCCAAUCAAUUCAAAUUCCCUCGAGUAUACCUCCCCAGAAUUUAUCAAAUCACACACCCGAUGUACAACAAUUGGCCCAAAACAUGUCAUUACCACCCCUGAAUCUCAACAUCCCCCAAAAUCUAUCUCAAAUCUCUCAGAUGCCAGCAUCACCCCAACCCCUGGGGCUUACCCUACCACCCCAAGACUCAAGACUUGCUGAUAGACUCCCAGACGAUAGAAUUUCCGAUCGAAGAUUAACGGACAACAGAAUAUCAGAUCGUUUGGAUCCUCAGGAGCCCCAGGAGCGUCCUCCAGAGCCCGGGCUUUUCCAGCCAAUCCAACCAUCGCCAUUAGUGCCACCGGAAAAACCAACGAUCUACAGUCUAGCAUGCACUCCACCCCUGGAGCCUCAGAAUCUGAAGAUCAAACAGGAGAUAGUGCCACCAGAGCCAGAUCCACUGCAGAGUCUGAAGGAGGUGAAGGUUCCUGGUUAUCAGCCAGGUUUUCCUGGUCCAAGUCUCGAUAAUAUAAAGAAGGAUCCUGAUGCCAAUAUCAAACCGCCAACCCCAUCGAAGCAUCAGCAACAGCAUCCACCACCCCAGCAGAAUGUAGGCCAAUCAAUUCAAUCAGUGGCAGCAUCACCCACACCUUCAUUGCCACCGCCACCAACGUCAAUUCCCCAACCAGUGAUGCAUCCGAGUCAACAACCAAGUCCCCACAUGGCCCACACCUUUCAUCCUCAUCAUCCUUUGAUGCAUCACUCGUUGUUCGCUGCUAUGCAUCCUUAUCAUCCUCAUGCCUAUCCUGGUUAUCCACCAGUGGGGACUUAUCCAAGUUUUCCACCGUAUCCAUAUGCCCCAGUGCCACACGCUAUUCCACCACCGAGUCCUCAAAGAAGCCAGGAGUCAACCACAAUGAUGACAGCCCAUCACUCGAGCACAAGCUCCAGCGUAACGACAAGGGAAGAGGGUGAAAAUCUUAUAGCAACACAUCAUCACUCAUCAAGCCUCCACCAAGCAACAACUCUCCAUCAUGACAAAUUACUCAGCAUAUCGUCACACUCCUCUCACAGCCACUCAUCCUCCCACUCGCAGCACAAUCAAAGGACUAAACCAAUGGUGUCGUCCUGUAUGACAUCAACUUCAUCGGUACAUCAUCACCACAGAGCGCCAUCGGGUCAGCAAGCCGGACCACCACCACCAGCACUGGAGCCAAAAAUUGAGGAGAUAAUGGAGCCAGAGCCUGAGGAGCCACCAAGCCCUCGUGGUCCAUCACCAGAGCCACGUAUCGAAGACUCCGAGUGUCACAGAUCUCAAUCCGCGAUAUUCCUCAGACAUUGGAAUAGGGGUGAGAACAAUUCGUGCACCAGAACUGAUCUGAUGUUUAAACCAGUGCCUGACUCGAAGCUUGCGAGAAAGAGGGAGGAGCGCAGUAGAAAACAAGCGGAGAAGGAGCGCGAGGAGAGGGACAGAGCGGCACAGCAUGCGAGAAAAAUGUCAACGCCUGAGAAGCAGCCAGAGGUUUGUAAACCACCGUCGAGGGGUCCAAUGGAGCCAGUGGUAUCACCUUAUGACAGAUACGCUGCGAGACCGGCGUACGCUGAUACACCGGCACUCAGACAAUUGUCAGAGUACGCUAGGCCACAUGCGGCAUUCAGUCCAGCUAGGCAUCCAGCACCACCUGAUCCAAUGCUACAUUACAUGUAUGGGCCUGGGGCUAGAGAGAGAAUGGAGCUUGAGCACAUGGAGAGGGAGAAACGUGAGAGGGAGCUCAGAGAGCUGAGGGAGAGAGAGCUCAAUGAUCGACUCAAGGAGGAAUUAAUGAAGGGCAGUCCCAGGGCAAUGCCUGGGCCCAUUGACGCCCACUGGAUGGAGAUGCAGAGGCGGUAUGCAGCUGCUGGACUUGCACCGGGACCCAGUGGGCCACCACAGGGACUGCAUCAGUUUGGUAUCUAUGGGGCACCACCUGGACCCAGUCAGCUUGAUCGAGAGAGACUCGAGAGAUUAGGGAUACCCACUGGAGGCGGCGGGGGGCCGACGGGGGGAGGGGCUGGCCAUCCUGUUCCGGUACAUCAUCAUGGACAGCUUGAUGAGCGACUGGCUCUGGCUGCCGACCCGAUGGUCCGGCUUCAGAUGGCUGGCAUCUCACCCGAGUAUCAUGCUCACACUCACGCGCAUACGCAUGCGCAUACCCACUUGCACCUACAUCCGGGACAACAACAGCAACAGGCAGCGCAACAGCAAGAGGCGGCUGCUGUAGCCGCUGGAUUUUCCCUGCCUGCUGCUGCCAGCGCUAAUUAUCCGAGACCUGGGAUGAUGCCCAGAGAUCCAUCCCUUGGUUUACAUCCAGCUGAACUCCUGGGGAGACCCUAUGCUGAUAUGGCUGUUCAUCAUGAACAGCUUCAGCGUCAUCUCAUGCUCGAGAGGGAGAGAUUUCCACCCCAUGCGUCAUUAAUGCAUCAUGAGGAGUACAUCAGACAACAACGGGAACGUGAACUCAAGGUUCGUGCCCUGGAAGAGGCAGCACGUGGAUCACGACCUUAAUUUACUAGAUCAACGUAAAAAAAAAUUUUUUUUUUGGGAUUGGAAAAAAAAACCCAAGAGUUUCGUACGAUUUCUCCUGGGAAUGAGUAAUAAAAUCAUCAAAAGGGCUGGAGAGCCUCGAACAUAAAUCAAAAAUCAUUCUAUACUGUUGAUUUAAUAGAUAAAGUAUAAACUAGACGAUUAAUAAUUUAAUCGUCGCAGGAGAAUCGAACGAAAUGAUGAAUUUUGCGUUUCCCUUUCAACUAUUUACGUAUGUACGUAUAUUUCGAUGCUGAAAAGAAAAAAUUAUGUACUUCAGUGUCUUGUAAUAUUGUCUAAUGUAAAUACGACAAAGGAGACUGCAUACGAAGUAGAUUAAAAUUUAAGUGAAAACGAAAAAAAGCAAAAAAAUUAUCAAUGAGGGGUCACGGUAGAUUAAUUAAAUAAUUUAAUUAAAUCGCUUAUCCUUUCGUAAAUUUCACUGUUAUUUUAGACUAAUUGUAAAUUCACGGAGAUGAUUUCUUUUUUCAAUAUUAAUUUAUGCAUAAUUAAUUUAAUAAUUUUAUGUUAACUUUAAGUGUGAUUAUAUUGUCUAGGUAAAUUCAAAUCUAGCUCGAGGCAUUUUCGUCGCUCUGAUGAAUUUCAUUAAUUCAUUGCAUGAGACAAUUAGUUGAGAAUUGACGAAAACACAUGAUUUUAAUUUUCAUUUGCAUGAAAAAAAUGACAUUUUAAACAAUUUAAGGGAAAUUCAAUGGAAAUUGUUAACGGGGCUUCAGGGGCAGUAAUUCGUAAUUAGUAAAUGUUUUUAAAUUGAUUUUCGCGAGACGAUAUUUUUGUUUUAGCAAACGUGACCAAAGUUUUUUUAGAAAUUUGUAGGGCAACGUUAAUUGCCUCAUAGAAGCGAAAGAAAAAAAAUGAAUUAUUGACCGGAAACAAUAGUUUUCUUUCUUUCAACUCUCUUCGUUUAUUUUCCCCUGGUUUUUAAUCUAAAGCAUCGUGACCACACGGUUGAGGUGCGUGUACAUUGUAUUAAGAUUAAAAAAAAAAUGAUAUUCUAUGUAAUCUAGUUGUUAAAAACAAAAAAAAAAACGUGAAAGGAAGUAAGUAAAGAUUUCAUACAAA
Molecule: messenger RNA, 5819 nt
Organism: Fopius arisanus
Lineage: Eukaryota; Metazoa; Arthropoda; Insecta; Hymenoptera; Braconidae
Gene: Gug
Product: Grunge
Exons: 8
Coding region: 309-4718 (1469 amino acids)
Cellular component (GO): nucleus
Molecular function (GO): transcription corepressor activity
Source: RefSeq, a predicted model, not a curated record